AUGGCGACUCCCCGGUUUCCUAUUGACGAGGCUCCUCAUCCGAUGCUUGCCCGAAAGACUAUGGAGGAUGCGCUGACCGUCAUGCAUGGCGGUCCUCCCCCGUUCCAAUGGAUUGAGGAGGAUGGUCGGUCUCUGAUAGGAUGCUAUGCACCGCUCUGCUACUCGCCUGUGAUGGCAAGGCAGUUUUUUUCAAUGGCCAAGGCAGGCUACGAACCAGCUAUUCUGAAGCCGCGUAAUCGGGAGCUGGCUAUUCUGGGCUUGUGCUCAAUUCUGGAUGCCCCCUACAUUGUGUAUUGUCAUCGUGCAGUAGGGGCACGAGAUGGCCUCACAGAGAAUCAGUAUGACGAAGGGCUGGCUGGUAGGACGCCUCAGGGCCUCAGCGAGGAAGAAGAAACAGCCUACAGCCUGGGCCGUAAGCUGACGGCACUCACCGGGCCAUUGGACGAGGUAACCUGGCAGGAAGCAAGCUCGAAGAUGGCCAAGUCGGAAAUCGUCGGGAUUGUGAAUAUCAUCGCUGGCUAUCGAUAG
Anthostomella pinea is the source of this 528-nucleotide messenger RNA. The record is from the annotation of a GenBank genome assembly. NCBI's taxonomy places the organism in Eukaryota, Fungi, Ascomycota, Sordariomycetes, Xylariales, Xylariaceae.